Messenger RNA from Anopheles nili, 1872 nucleotides. It is a transcript of the gene Zwilch, whose product is annotated as protein zwilch. The transcript is spliced from 5 exons. The coding region runs from base 1 to 1872 and encodes 623 amino acids. Gene Ontology annotation, cellular component: RZZ complex. Lineage: Eukaryota; Metazoa; Arthropoda; Insecta; Diptera; Culicidae. The record is from RefSeq and is a predicted model, not a curated record. Gene Ontology annotation, biological process: protein localization to kinetochore; mitotic spindle assembly checkpoint signaling.
AUGACUGAUUUAGCUAACGUGUACCAGCUUUUCCGGAAUAAGUUUGAAGAGUGUGAUUUCCGAUAUUACGCCCCUCCAUCGUACAUUCUAACCUUCACCGAAAGCCACGAAAAGAUCAUAUUUGCCUUCAAACGGGUUCGUUGGAUUGUUAAGGAUAUAAAACAUUACCCGGAUAUGGAUGUGUCGAAAGAUCUAAACGUUACCGGAUCGCCGUUAAAAGACACCAGCUACGUUGAGGACGCCGAUCUGUCGAAAGAAUUGAUUGAUUUGCGUCCCGAGCAAUGCUGGACGCCGGAGGAGGAUAACUACGGCCCGCUGUCCACGGAGGAAGCCCGUUCCAUACUGCAGAACUUUAUCAAUCUGGAUUGUCGUAUCGGACGCGGUAACAUAUGGGUGCUCUGCUGUGGGACCGACACAGACCAAACGGUUCUGCUGCAGUUAACGGCCAACUGCGCCUCCCAGGAGCAGCGUAAAUUUAUUCGCGGCGUCGUUCGCUGCACAGGGGUGCAACCAUCCAGCUCCCUGUCGAUGGCGCAGCUUAUCUCCAUCCACCGCCAGCGGGCCGGAACCGGGAUGAAGUUUAACCCAAAAAUCACCGUUCAGCAGUGGUACAGCUUGUCCCCGUAUGUUAACAUUCGCCUAAGCUGGCACACGAUGGGUGAGAAUGCGUCCUUUGCCAUCGAGCGAAAUGCGCGCGUACGUUUGAGCCAGCGAUUCCCAAUUAACAACGGCGCCUUCAGCCGACUGUCCGUUGCUGAGUACUUCUGGCAGCAGUUGCAGCGACUGGCACUCUUUAGGGAAAAGAUUUUGGACAUCCGCGCUAACCGAGUGUCCGGCUACGCGUCCAACGACUUGAGUAACUCGGGCAUGAUGGAGGUUGAUCUGGAGUACGUGAAGCAAAAGGUGAACAACAUCCUGUCGACGUUUUCGGCCGAAGAACCGACGUCCUUCAAUCAGGCCUCCAUUGCCAACAUGGUCCAGCAGGUGCAGCAACGUAACCUCACCGACGUCAUGGAGCGGCUCUACGAGACAUUAACGCUGUGUUCCAGCUACGAGGAUUUGAAGGCAUCAAUCGACUACAUCUUUCAUCUGUCGACGCACUCAAACAUUGUGAAUGUGCCAACGGAUGGGACACGCUUCGCACGGUUGAUCCUAGCGAUGAUCCAGGACCGGCUGGCCAUCCCGUCACUAACCGGACCGGAACCGUACGAGUUGCUGCUCGAGUGUGGCUUUAGCAAGCUGAUGAACGACUACCGGACGAUCUUCUCCGAGUGCGGGAUUUACGAGCUGGAGUUUGAGAAGCUCUUCCAGCCGCAGGUGACAAACACACGCAAGUCCCGGUAUGCGGCCGGUACGGUGACGACAGUGGAACCGCUCAAAGGCAAGGUUAGCUCGAUGCUAUUCCAACCGACGGUGGACGAACGGACGCGGGAGAAAUCAAUCCUGUUGAGCAACUUCGACGAGGAAGAAGUGAAGCUCAAACUGGACCGGUUGGCGCAGGUCCAUCUGUUGCUGGAACAUCUGCUGCUGCUGGAGAGUGUCGUGAAUGUUCCGUCGAUGUAUGGGCGCGUGUGCGAGCUGUACAUGAACCGGGAGGCGUGUGGUUACAACGACGUAUAUAACCGGGACAGCGAUCUGCUCGAGUUCGAUGUGGAAGAGUUUAAGCUACUGGCGCAAGCGGAAAAGCUGACCCCACAUGCUCAACGCGUGUCGAUGGGUUCGGCCAAUCUGCUGCAGAAACUCGACACCGUGUUUUACCAGAACGCGCAACCGAUUCUGCCGAAGCAGUUCUAUCCGCAGUUCCAGAACGACGACACGGAUCUGGGUGAAAUAUUCUGGUGUUACGAGUACGAUAAAAUCGAACGGCUUUGA